Messenger RNA from Rhizopus microsporus ATCC 52813, 553 nucleotides. RefSeq lists its product as uncharacterized. The transcript has a single exon. The record is from RefSeq and is a predicted model, not a curated record. The coding region runs from base 31 to 351 and encodes 106 amino acids. NCBI's taxonomy places the organism in Eukaryota, Fungi, Mucoromycota, Mucoromycetes, Mucorales, Rhizopodaceae.
AUCGCUCAAGUAAAGGCAGGCUCUAUCAGCAUGAAAACUUACAGCCGUGGAAUAUCCUGUGGACGCAACAUUUGUCCUAUACCGUACUGUAAGGUCAGCGUUAAUAAUGUUGACGGAUGCAGUGGAAAUGUUGAAUGGGCUAGUGAUUGUCGCUUGAUUCGCUUUGGCUCUGGUUACAGCAACAAGAUCAACGGAAACUGUCGCAUCAACAUUAAUAGAGACAGUCAUAUCACUGGUGUUUAUACUCCUGGAAAGGUUGCCUAUGUCGAAAUCAAGAGCUGCACAUAUUCCAAAAUAGUCAGUGGUGUCGUUGUCAACGGUCGUUGUACUGUAGGCCCAAUUUAUCAUUAAACAAAUAUUGUGCAGAUAAAUAGAUACAAUAAAAUAAAAGACCUGAUUAGUUGACUCAGGCUUCAGUUUACACAUAGCUGCUUUUUUUUUUUAUUGAUGAAUCUGAGCUUAACUUGCACACUGUAAGAGAUCAAGGCUGAUCUAAGAAAGGAGAGCCAGAAAACGUAGUAGUUAUUGAUGCUUUUGAUAUAAAUCAUCAUAA